CUCCGCGGCAUGUGAGAUCUUCCCGGACCGGGGCACGAACUCGUGUCCCCUGCAUCGGCAGGCGGACUCUCAACCACUGAGCCACCAGGGAAGCCCCAUCAGUAUUUUUUGAUAGAGCUAAGUAAGAUUCAUAUGGCUUUGCAGGAUUUGUCUGUGAACUUUUAAUCCAACACCCCAGGUGACCCUUAAGCUCUUACUGCGUUUCCCUGUAGCUAUCUUCUGAGAUACAUUUGCCCGGCCUAUUAAUUGCUUUUUCCGCUUUGGUUUAUUAGAUUAGAAGCUCUGUUCUUGACCUCCCCUCUCCUUGGGAGAAGUUCUUGCUUUGUCUCCAUAAAACAUCGCUGUUGGGCCUUUUCCUGGUUUAUUACUUUGCGUUAAUACCUGGCAGUUUACAUCUGAGCUCUCCUUUUAUUUCCUUAACGUAUAAUAUUGCCUCCCUCUAGGAGGGCCUGGUGCUUGCUAAGGGUUUAUUGGCCUCUUUUUUUUUUACGUUGGGAGGUAAGGGUUUGGAUUUAUCGUCCUAGCUUAGUGAUAAGCGGCACAGAGAAUUUUAAAUGUUUGUUUUAAGCCACAUGAUUAGCAGGGGCAAAAUGAACCAAGGAUCCAGAAAUGGAUGAGAGAGGGAGAAGGUGAAUGAACUUCUGAUGUCUUCUGCCCUUUGGUGUCUUACUCAUACAAGACUGAUUGGUGUUUGGCGUGGCGUUUCUCUGUGAAGGGAUAGAAAGGAUGACAUGAGCUAAGAGAGGGGCAUUCAACAGGAACGGGGUAGAGGAAUAAAAUGCCAUGAUGAUUAUGAUGCUGGAUUUACUGAAGUUGCAGGUAUACUUUUCGCCACAAAACCUACUUUGGUAGAAGAAUUACAAAUCCCUUGCAUUGUGGGUUUUCAGGUGGAUGACAAAGCUGCCAGUCAUUUUUCAUCCUAGGUUGGUGUGGGACUCACUCAUCCACAGGCUUUUCGUGUCAAUGCAUGUGAUUCUCCGCAGUAAGGAAGGAGAGGAAUUGAACUAUUGCAGCAGGCUGGCUAGUCUGGGACAUUAGGGAAUAAAAUGGGGGGAGGUUCCUCAGGUUCUGGUCUCUGUAGGGUCCCGGGCGGGAAGGUAGGUUUGAUCAAGGGGGUUGAAUAGAGCCUUUUGAUUCCAUCCCUAGCACAGGGCCGGCAUUCAUUGUAGACAAGGGCCUGUUGGUAAGGACACUUCAUUCCUCUUGGAGUCCUUGAGGAUUGCAAGGGCUCUGGGCUUCUCAGUCUUAGAGAGAGAAGGGCAGAAAAGUGGAGCAGCUUUUCAGAGCAUUCUGGAAUAAGAGAUGAGACCAGAGUCUGGGUAUGGAGUAGAAAGAUGCUCGAGAUAGGACCCCUCCCACUUGCAUUCAUAGCCGGACCCCGAGUCCAUCUGUCUUUUGCAGGUUUCCUGCCCUUGACUGUACAGUCCGCACCUAGGAGUUACCAGGGAGGGACAGGUGUUAGAGUGCAUCCUGGGUGUAUACAUAGUGGGACCCUGGGAUCCAGGAAGUAACAAGAGGGCAAACACCAGGUCCCUGGAGGCAAACACCCUAAUUUUGCUGGGUAACUGUGUGGAGGCACCGAAUGGAAGGUGCUGGGCUCAGAGUACCUUUCUCUCUCUUGGGGAAUGUGGUCUAGCGUUUGAUGGUCAAAUCCUCAGUUCAAAUCCUUGCCCGACCACAACUAGAUCCUUGACCUUGAGCAAGUCAUUUAAGCUUGCAGAUACUCAGCUGACCUGCAGAAUGGGCUCAGGUUGGGAUGGGGAGCACCCUCCUGGGCAUUUGUGAGGAUUAAAUCAGCUCAUGCAGGAGAAGCGCUCAGCCCCAGCGCCGGCCAUAACAUCAGCCAGGAGGGAGUGAACUUGUAGUUAUAGUUUGCACGUGUCGAGCUCCUUCAGGUGCCCCCAGAUGCAGGAGGAAGGAGUCUACCUCCCCCUCAGAACACAGGGCGAGUCUUUUGUUUUGGGCCGUGCGGGGUCUUAGUUCCCUGGACCAGGGAUUGAACACACGUCCCCUGCAGUGGAAGCAUGGAGCAUGGAGUCUUAACCACUGCACCACCAGGGAAGUCCCCAGGGCGAGUCUUAAGUGCCUUCCACCAAACCCUGGUGUCAGUCACUGGGGAAUGUAUUAAUGCCAGUUUGGGUAAGGCACAGCUGUGAGCAAACACCUGACCUUCCCCUCUUCCCCUGACAGCACCUCCAGGACCUCAGCUGCUCUUUCCUGUUCCUUCUACACGCGUGGUUUUUACAACAGACUGGAUUGGCCAGAUAAUUCAGUUAAUGGAGAUACACUUGUACCUGUUGGUUGCUAUGCAGCAAAACAGACAAAGACAUGAGCCCCCAAACAGAGCUCAUGUCUUCUCCCCAGAUUGCUAGUCAUUUAAUUGGAUGGAGAUCAUUUGAUUCGUGAGUGAUAAUUUCCAUCUGCCCUGCAAUCAGUCUUUGAACUUUUUAGCCACCACCCACUGCGUGUGUGAGACAAUUAACAUGCGAGCUCUCUGGAAGGCAGCGGCGGGUGCUAAAUUGGGCAGCUGACAGACGUUGUGCAAUUCAAACCAUCACAUGCACCGAUGAGGUGGAGAAGGGAGAGACCAAGGGGAAUCAUCGGGAAAGAGUUUGAAGGGAGUACAGCAACGCAAGUGAAAAAAUCUUCUGUUAGACUCCAAAAACUCCUGAGGACCAGACCCCAGGAGAGCAGAACUCCGAGGCAGAUCCUUAUAUUGAAUCGGGAAGAUAAGGAUCUUAUCAGCGCUUCUCAAACUGGAUUCAGGAGGUCUGGGGCAGGGCUCAGGAGUAUUUCUAACAAGCUCCCCGGUGAUCCUCCUGCUGCUGGUCUGAGGACCACCCUUGGUGUGGCCAGGUCUUAGAUGAUAGAUUAGGCAUUACCUACAGAUCUGUAUCAUGUGAUUAAAGGUGUUAGUUACAAGGGAGAAGGAACUGUGGGUGCACGGGACUAAUAUAAACGCCUUGCCAAACGUUCCCCGCGGUGGUGUAGUGGCAUCGCAUGGCCUGUGUUCAAAUCCCACCUCUGUCGCUUCUUAGGUGGGCGACUUUGGUGUCUUAGUCUGUUUGGGCCACUCUCACAGAACACCACAGACUGGGUAGCUUAUACAGAGCAAAUUUAUUUCUCAUAGUUUUGGAGGCUGGAAGUCUGAGAUCAGGGUACCAGCAUGGUCAGAUGAGGGCCCUCAUCUGAUGGAAGGGGCUGGGAAUCUUUCUGGAGCCCCUUUUAUGAGGGUGCUAAUUCUCUUCCUGAGAGUUCCACCGUAUGAUUUAGGCACCUCUAAAGGCCCCACCUCCUAAUACCAUUAUCUUUGGGAGUUAGGAUUUCAGCCUAUGAAUUUUGGAGGGAAACAAACAUUCACACCAUAAAACUUGGGCAGUCAUUAACCCUCUCAGAGUCUCAUUGCCCACCUGCAAAUUGGGGAUGGUAAUUAGUAUCCACCUUUAUUUAUUUAUUAAGUUAAAAAAAUAGAAGUAUAUACAUUAUUUUCAGAUUCUUUUCCAUUAUAGGUUAUUACAAGAUAUUGACUGUAGUCCCCUGUGCUAUACAAUAGGUCCUUGUUGUUUUAUCUGUUUUAUAUGUAGUAGUGUGUAUCUGUUAAUCCUAAACUCCUAAUUUAUCCCCUCCCCCACUUUCCCCUUUGGUAAACAUACAUUUGUUUUCUAUGUCUGUGAAUCUAUUUCGGUUUUGUAAAUAAGUUCAUUUGUAUCAUUUGUUUUUUUUUAGAUUCCACAUAUAAGUGAUAUCAAAUGAUAUUUAUCUGACACUUCACUUAGUAUGAUAACCUCUAGGUCCAUGCAUGUUGCCGCAAAUGGCAUUAUUUCAUUCUUCGUUAUGGCUGAGUAACCCACCUUUAAAAGUGUGUGUGUGGGGGCUUCCCUGGUGGAGCAGUGGUUGAGAAUCUGCCUGCUAAUGCAGGGGACAUGGGUUCGAGCCCUGGUCUGGGAGGAUCCCACAUGCCGCAGAGCAACUAGGCCCGUGAGCCACAAACUACUGAGCCUGCGCGUCUGGAGCCUGUGCUCCACAACAAGAGAGGCCGCGAUAGUGAGAGGCCCGCGCACCGCGAUGAAGAGUGGCCCCCGCUUGCCACAACUAGAGAAAGCCCUCGCACAGAAACUAAGACCCAACACAGCAAAAAUAAAUAAAUUAAUUAAUAAUAAAAAAGUGUGUGUGCGUUUAGGAAUAAAAGAGCAAAUCUGUGUAAAUGCUUACAGCAGCUCCUGGCCCAUACAAAGCAGCCAACAAGGUCCUUUCCAUUUUUCAUCUGGGAGCACCUCUACUUAAUUGGACUUGACCAGUGAGACUUUCGGCCUGUGGCCCUCUGUCCACAGCACGUAUUUCAGAACUGGGAAGCUGGCCUCCUCUCACCUGGUUCAUGGCAGGGCUACCUUGAUCCCUUCUGGGGAUUCUGGCCACCAUCAGCACAUGGGACCCAUUAGGACCUCUAACCCCUUUCUCUGUUUCAGGAACUGAUGGGAAAAGCCAAAAAGAAGGGCUGUGACUGAAUGGAUGAGGAUUUAUGGGAAGAAAAAGAAAAUCCUUGUAAGGAGAGAGAAAAAAUAUCACUGGGCAGAUUCAUGAAUUAAAAGUGGUAAAACGCUUUUGGGCUCAACCUAGUGUUUUUGAGCUCAGAAAGCCCCUCGGUUGCUUUGCUGUAGGGCAGAGACUUGGUCAUAGUAACUUGGUGUUUAACUCUAGGAAUUGCAGGUCUGUUCCUGGGGCCAGGUGCCCCAGCAGUCCCGGCUUCUACUUACACCCUUGGGGGUGUUGGCUGAAUAUUAAAGUUGGUUCAGGAAAGUUCCCUUCAGAUACAGGAAAUAAAAAAGCAACAAGAUGGGGCCUCUGGGGUUCUUAAAAAUGAGCCCAAUUCCCGUCCCACCGUAACUGCUGCGUGUCCUGGAGCAAAUUACUCUUGAGCCUCAGUUUUCUCAUCUGUAAGAUAGAGGCUCUCAGGCUUCCUCGCAGUGUGGCUUGUGCGGGGGUGAAGGAGGCGGUGCACGCGUGUUGGGUGCUCUCCGUAAACGUCAGCUGUGUCUUUCUGGCUCUUUUGAGUACCUUCGACUGAGCGCGCCGUCGUCAGGAAAUGGAUCCGGCCCUCUGGCUCUCUUCCCUGGGGAUACCCCAUACACUCAGGGCAGCAUCCUCGCAAUCACGUCUCGCUGCCGGAGAGUCAGCGGCUGGGAAGGAACCUCUCCAACGGGCCCGCGCUCGCACCGCAUGCAGUUCUGCAGCUGUGGAAAGAGCCUCACGUGUGCGUCUCAUUUCCCACGACUGCCCCUGGCUGGAGGAGCCCCGCCCCACCCGACGCCAUCUGACUGUGCUAACGUAAUUAGCGGCAGGUGUCCGCAGCACUUAAAGACAGUCAGGCCCCGCGCGCCGCCUUCAUUCUUGCCGAGUGCCACGCUGGAGGUGGGACGCGGCCGCUGUGUGCCCGGAGCCCCUGCUGGGGCCCCGUGUGUGCUUCGUGCUGUUUGGAUCGCAUGGAGCAGCCUGUGGACUCUCGUCAUGCGGAGGAGCCCCUUCGGUGUGGACAUCUGCUGCCGGAAGGGGUCCCGAAGCCCCCUGCAGGAACUCUACAACCCGACCCAGAGAUCCUUGGAGAGAGUUUCUCCACCUUGGCUGGAGCUCUCCAACACGGCCGUCCUGCACCAGAUGCGGCGGGACCAGGUCACAGACACGUGCCGGGCCAACAGCGCCGUGAGCCGCAAGCGGCGGGUGCUGACCCCCAACGACCUGAAGCACCUGGUGGUGGAUGAGGACCACGAGCUCAUCUACUGCUACGUGCCCAAGGUGGCGUGCACCAACUGGAAACGGCUCAUGAUGGUCCUGACCGGGCGGGGCAAGUACAGCGACCCCAUGGAGAUCCCGGCCAACGAGGCGCACGUCUCGGCCAACCUGAAGACCCUGAACCAGUACAGCAUCCCCGAGAUCAACCACCGCUUGAAAAGCUACAUGAAGUUCCUGUUCGUGCGGGAGCCCUUCGAGAGGCUGGUGUCCGCCUACCGGAACAAGUUCACGCAGAAAUACAACACCUCCUUCCACAAGCGCUACGGCACCAAGAUCAUCAGGCGGCAGCGCAAGAACGCCACGCAGGAGGCCCUGCGCAAGGGCGACGACGUCAAGUUCGAGGAGUUCGUGGCCUAUCUCAUAGACCCGCACACGCAGCGCGAGGAGCCCUUCAACGAACACUGGCAGACCGUCUACUCCCUCUGCCACCCGUGCCACAUCCACUAUGACCUCGUGGGCAAGUAUGAGACGCUGGAGGAGGAUUCCAAUUACGUCCUGCAGCUGGCGGGCGUGGGCAGCUACCUGAAGUUCCCCACCUACGCCAAGUCCACGAGAACUACUGAUGAAAUGACCACAGAGUUCUUCCAGAACAUCAGCUCAGAGCACCAGACGCAGCUGUACGAAGUCUACAAACUCGAUUUUUUAAUGUUCAAUUACUCAGUGCCAAGCUACCUGAAAUUGGAGUGAAGGGUGGAGGUGGGGAGAGGGGCGAGAAUCGUGCUUUUUAAUUUAAGAUUUUUAUUUGUCAAAAGAAUUCUAUGGAUAUUGGGUUAUUUUGUAAAUUAAUAUUUGUUUGGGGAUGAUGCUGCGAGCAGCAUAGUGAGAAUUAUUUAAAAUCCUUAGUAGGGAAGGACGGCUGUCUUUGCAGGGCACUAGGAUGGGUGUCCUUGUUUUUUAGACAUGAAUCCCCCGACACUUUCAGAGGUUUCUUUGUGUUCGGGUGAAUUCCAUGAAUUGUGCAUCCCAUAAAUUCUAAUUAAUGUUAUUUAUAGUUAUUUAAACAUGGUCUCUGUAUAGAUUUCUUUUUGUGGCAGCAAGAUUCUAACGUCUUUGCAGAAGAAAUCUAUGUUUCGUUCUGUGCUUGCAGCAGCUCGUGCAGGGGCAUGAAUGUUCUCCUUAUUAACCGCUCAGAGAGUCACUGUGAUAACAACCGUUGUGCUGUCUGUUGAUACCACCGUUCUUGAAAUUCUGCUAGAAAUAAAUAGAAAGAGGCUCCUUUGCAAGGGACUGAUUCCAAACUGAUUUCAGUCGACCCAAACGUUCCUCACACGAAAGAAAAGUGAUUUUUCUUUUUUUAACCCAAGGAGAGAGCUGAUUGUAGCUUUUUUUUUUCCCACCAGACUUAGCAAUCUGGUAGAAUAGGCUUUUCUACAGAAUUUUUUUAACUGGCAGUGCCAGUUGUGAUGAAGGUGAAGUGGCUGUUGCUUUACAUUCAACAAGUAUUUAUUAAGCAACUACUAUGUGCUAGGCCUAAUUCUAGACCCUGCGGAUAGAGCAUUAAACAAAACCAAUAGUCUUGGCCCUCAAGAAGCUUUACGUGGACGCAGAGUAUCCAGCUUGACAGUUAGCAAACCCCUGAUAUUCAUGGACUUAACAUGAGGUUUGGACUAUUCACGAACCACCCCAGAAGGUUCAGGAUCCCUACAAAUUUGCAUUUUUCUAUGGCCCAAAUUUGAAAACCACGUGCUUGGAAUAGGCCACUUAACUUGGUGAGUAAUCCAAGCUCAUUGCUCAACAUAAGAGAUGACAAAAAUGUUUCCUGUCAUGUGCCCACUCCAAUUUAUUGGUAGUAUCUAUCUGCCUUUAAGCCCCAGGACAGAUUUGCCAGGCACAGCAUGGAAGAGUGCUGUGAUUGAUUAGUGAUGUCUGCCUUGGGUGAAGGAAAGGAAAUAUUCACCGACCGUCUCCUCCUGUCAUUUCCAGCCCAGCUUUAAGGUCUCCACCUAGAAGUGUUUUUUCUACUCUUUGCCAUGUAAAAGAUUAAAAUUUUGUGGCAGGACUCAGACAUUGGAGGAUUUGCAAUGGCCUGGCAUUUCUACUCCUUGUGAAGGUCAGAGGCAGACUAUUUGUACACUUAUGCAUAUCCGCUCCUCCAAAGGCCAAGAAACCAUCGGCCCCUUUGCAACCACCAGCAAUGAUCAGCAAGGAUAGCCUUCUGUGAUGGUAACCCAUGCCAUUUUCCUCUGGAAGGCUGGAAACAUUCCAUUCCCUGUUCCUUGCUAAUUAACGUCUGCACAUGCUUCUCAUUUCCAAUGCCUCCGCUGAAGUUUGAGCCACAUCCCUCUUACAGCUAGUGAAUGAGUUGGUAGCAGAUACUGUAUAUAAUAAUAAUAGUUCUAAUAAUAGGGGGAGGGGUGGGAUGGGGUGUGGGUAAGUUUUGCUUUUUGUUUUUGAUGCAAUGUAUAGAACAGAGGGGAGAAGAAUAUUCUAAACGAACAAAAAAUAAUUUAUUCACAGAAGCUAUUAAAAUUGUAUUGUAAAGCUCACAGCCAGCUCAGUGAGCGGCAGCUGCCACGUCUCACGGAGGAAAUUAUUUUAUUGAAUGUGAGUGAGGUGUGCACUGGAGAGGGCGGCCGAAGCUAUUUAUAAGAUGGUGUGUACCUUCUAAGCGCUCUCUCCUUUGCGAAGGGCACGUCAACUGUACCCUUGACAAAUAGAGAUUUAUGCAAUGUGUUUUACCAAGUAGAGUGACAGACUUCAGCUGUCCUUGGAAUUAUUCCUGGACCCUGUUUCCAGGCAGGGGACACUGUCCUCAGAAACAAAGCUUCUGCUAAUGAAAGAGGUUUCUGGCAUUUCCUGAUAAUGUGCUUCAGAGAACACAGGUUCUCCCCAGACACAAGUUGGUGUGAUGCAAAAUAAGGGUUUUGUAGUCAAAUAUCCUUGGGAAACAGAGCGAAGUCCAUUUCCUUUCUGCAGGACUUUUCAGAGCCUUGAAUGUGUGCUGUGCAUUGUGAACUCCCAAGAGCAUCACUGAUGGAGUCGGUGGCAUUUCCUGACCUUCUUUGAGCGGGAUACUCUAUUUUGCAGAUCAUCUCAGAGAGCUAGCGUUCCACUGAAUAUUCUUUGGCUAGGUUGCUUUAGCACAUCUGAGGUCUUCAAGGAUAAAAAACUGCUUCCCUGACACCCCGCUUCCAAAAACAAAACAAAACAACAAUAAAACAGCACCACAGUCUCCACCUGGUUUAUAGCAAUGAAGGUACUUUAUCAAAUGAAUUCAACUUUUGCUUAAGUGCAAUGGUUCUAAUCCUGGAUAUUACAUGGGCCACGAUUCCCUCCCUCCCAAAGGGAGUGCCCGAAGAGUCUUGGGUGGUGCUGACAGAAGGAGGGAUGGGGGAGGGGCACAAAGCCUCAGUUGGUCCCCCUAGUGCUCAAGCCUAAGGUUGCUCAGUGCAAGCCAAGAGAGCUCAACCCUUGCUGAAUGCUCCUUCGAUUCUAUAGUUUGGAAUUGUUCAGUGUUCUUUUAGUACUUUAAGUGGAAAUUCACGUGGAUUUCCCGCGUUUUGCAUUUCCACAUCUCCGUCUUUGAUCAGCUGUGAUGCCUUCAUUCGUCUUCUCGCUCUAGUGGGAAAAGGUGUCCUUCAGGGGACGAUACUGCGGUAUGGUUCGGCAAUGAGGGGCUCUUUCUCCUCGUGUUUUGUGUUCAUAUUUUAUUUUCUAAUGGCAUAAAAACUUUUUUUAAAAAAAUCAAUUCAACUGUUUUUGCAGAAUGUAGAAAGUACUCUGUGUCCUUGGUUAAAAAGAAUCCAUGGGUGAAAAUGUGCCUGGGAAACAAAAGUUCUUGGUUCUUUCGUUCCUUUUCCUUUUUUUUAAAGAAGACUGUUUGAAAACGCUUUCUAUUGCAUGCUUAGCUGGAGAAAAGUACAGGCAGGUGUCCCAUCUUCGAGCCACUUUUCAGAGGUGCUGCUGUGUUUUCAAAACCAGGUACAAAGUUGUAUUUACAAGGACAUUCCUGCUUAACCUGUCCCUUUGGUUGGAAAACUGUAGAAUAUUAGCCACAGUGUUUGAAUUCCUGCAGCUGCUUCAGACCCUCCCCCUUCCCUGCCUCCCCAGCUGGUCUGGGAAGAAGGGCAGUCUGCUGACCUGUUGGUGUCUCAGAGGGGACCUUCCUUCCCAUCUGUCCACCAGGUGAGUUUCACGGUCCUGCCUGUUCAGCUGUAUGGCACAGGACAGCAGCGGGCAGUGGAAACUUCGGUCGGACCAGUGUCCUGGUGGCAAAGGCAUGGAAGCACCAGGGUCUGAUCCCUACUGGUAGAAAAUUCCCAGAACAAAAGCGAGUCCCUAACAUCCUUAGCUGGUGGGGUCUGGACCACCGCUGAGGUAGUGAUUGCAGAAGUCCCUGUUCUAACCUGGCCAGAAGCCGAGGGACUCUGACCCUGAUGGAUGGGGCUCAGAGCCGAUUUCUCACAGCCUGACCAUCCCCUACAGAGACACGCAAUCUGAGCUGCCCUGUUCUGUGCGAUCCUGGGGACCAGAAUCUCUUGCCCACUCAUGUCAGCAGGACUGACCUCAUCACUCCCCCAGAGUUCCCACAACCAGUAUUUCCUCCAGCCUUUUCCAUCACAACCAACUGGACCCUAUGAACAGGCAGCAGGAUCUACAACCAGCUUGACCUUCGGCCGUUAACGGGCGAAUUUCAGUCUGUUACCCUUUGUCAGGUACAGAAGGGGCUGCCCGUACUAUUUUCUUAGGAGCGUGCUCAGUAUGGCAUAUGGACAUAUAAUUUAACAUCUUUGUGGAGUGUGAUUUUCUUUUUUUACAUAUUUGUGUGCAGUAGAGGGCCUGUUGUAGAAAACUCUCCCUGUAUCUUACUGUACUGUUCAAGAAAGCUGAAUUCCACAUUGCCAACAAAAGCGUGAAAAUGUUCAUGAACCUUCUUCCAGGAAAAGCCAUUCAAGCCUGAUUAUUUUUCUAAGUAACUUCAAUUAAAUUGAAGAAAGAAAAGAA
Molecule: messenger RNA, 10731 nt
Organism: Orcinus orca (killer whale)
Lineage: Eukaryota; Metazoa; Chordata; Mammalia; Artiodactyla; Delphinidae
Gene: CHST11
Product: carbohydrate sulfotransferase 11
Exons: 4
Coding region: 5218-6474 (418 amino acids)
Biological process (GO): proteoglycan biosynthetic process; carbohydrate biosynthetic process
Cellular component (GO): membrane
Molecular function (GO): sulfotransferase activity
Source: RefSeq, a predicted model, not a curated record